AUGUCUGGAUUACGCCCGUUUCCUCGGAAGACUGCCGUCGCCAUCGCUGUGGUUGGUGUGGUUGGGCUGUGCGCUGCUCGAAGAGCCUCGCUGCGCAAUGAAGCAUUUGCGGAGUCCCCAAAGGCAUGUGGUGGCCCUGAAGGUCAUCGAGGUCGUGGUGGCCCUGGUGGCCCUGGUGGCCCUGGAUUCGGUCCUGGUGGAAGAAUGGGCUUUCACACCUUGCGCCUGGAAAGUUUCGAACAAGUGAACGACAACACUAAACGCCUGCGAUUCCAACUACCAGACCCAGCAUCGAACGCCGGUCUCUCCUUGGCCUCAUUCAUUCUCACAUUUCAUAAGCCGAAGGACGCGUGGUUCCCUGUAAUUAGACCUUAUACCCCGAUUAACAACUUCGAUGAGCCGGGGUACAUUGAGCUCCUGGUCAAAAAAUACCCCAAUGGCAGGGCAAGCGGAUACUUGCACUCUCUUCAGCCUGGUGAUACGCUGAACAUCCGAGGACCUAUGCCGGGUUACAGAUUGAAGACCAAUGAGUUUGAACAUGUCAAUCUCAUUGCCGGUGGUGCUGGCAUCACUCCUAUGUACCAGCUGAUCCAAGGGAUGCUGAACAACCCUGACGACAAAAGCAAGAUCAAAUUAAUUUUCGGAGUCAACACGGACAAAGAUCUCGUUAUGAAGAGAGAACUUGAUGCAUUUGAGAAUAAGUUCUCCGAUCGUCUCAAGGUUGUUUAUAGAGUCUCAAAUCCGGUUGAAGAUUCCCCGUUCACUAAGGGCAGGGUCGACAAAGAGUUGCUGGAGACGGAAUUGCUAGGCCCGAAAGAUAGCAAGACUACCAAGGUCUUCCUGUGUGGGCCUCCUGCUAUGGAGGCGUCGAUUUUUGGGAGUAAAGGGUGGACUUACAGCCAGAAGGGAGUCCUAGAAGAACUCGGUUACUCCAAGGACCGGAUUCACAAGUUCUAG
Penicillium expansum is the source of this 957-nucleotide messenger RNA. RefSeq names its product cytochrome b5 reductase family protein. The record is from RefSeq and is a predicted model, not a curated record. NCBI's taxonomy places the organism in Eukaryota, Fungi, Ascomycota, Eurotiomycetes, Eurotiales, Aspergillaceae. The transcript has 3 exons. Gene Ontology annotation, biological process: ergosterol biosynthetic process. The coding region runs from base 1 to 957 and encodes 318 amino acids. Gene Ontology annotation, molecular function: cytochrome-b5 reductase activity, acting on NAD(P)H.